UUCCUGUACGAUUACGCGGCUUGGGAUUGCUUCCAGCAGACCGACGAGUUCCUCAUGCAGCACGUGUCGUGGUUCCAUCCGUCUCUGGACUUGGUGUACCCCAUCCUGAAGAUGUUCAUGAAGUGGACCAAGCUGCGGAUUGCGGACCGACCGGCGGCGCUUGCAUUGAUCCCGAAAUUCAAAUCUCGUUUUAUGUUUAUGACAGCAAAGCUCUUCAAGGUCUCCAUUCUGAAGGCGCACACGCAACCUUUCGAGGACGAUGGCGUACUGCUGGAACCGAUCGAGACCCCGUUCCUGAUUUUGUCGACGAUCCCUGCAGACGACUUGCGAAUACGGCUCCAGAAGUUGAACGAGAAGGUGGUGAAGAGCAAUUAA
Molecule: messenger RNA, 375 nt
Organism: Amoebophrya sp. A120
Lineage: Eukaryota; Dinophyceae; Syndiniales; Amoebophryaceae
Source: the annotation of a GenBank genome assembly